This is a messenger RNA of Arthroderma uncinatum, 1431 nucleotides long. Its product is annotated as 3'-5' exonuclease. Bases 1 to 1431 code for a protein of 476 amino acids. Gene Ontology annotation, cellular component: nucleus. The record is from RefSeq and is a predicted model, not a curated record. Lineage: Eukaryota; Fungi; Ascomycota; Eurotiomycetes; Onygenales; Arthrodermataceae. Gene Ontology annotation, biological process: rRNA processing; ribosomal large subunit assembly. Gene Ontology annotation, molecular function: exonuclease activity; nucleic acid binding. The transcript has 3 exons.
AUGGAGGGAGGGCCCCCACGACAUAACACGACGCGACCUACCUAUCCUCCGCUUCCCUCCUCAUAUAAUUUGUCUUCCGAACCCUUGUUACCGUAUGAUGUGGAGGGAGUUAGCCUCACUCGAGAGCUGUGCACAGUUAUUGAAGAGACUCCCGAGUAUAUAUUUCGUCUACAAUCAUUUGUCGCCGCGCAGGACGCCCUAAGACAGGUUGGCUAUGUCCUGGAGCCUCUUUCAAACGAAAGCCUGGAAGGAAAGAAACGGUGUCAAGGGUGUGGAAACCAAAUGUCCAAGAUCCUCCGCGAGGAAAUGCGGAGGCUGUCGAAAUCAAAACGUAUUACUGCUGGUAAUGAUGUUAAAAACCGUACCAGCUCGAGCGAAAAGAGCCACUCUCCCGAGAAGAGAAAUCCCCCCCAGGAAGAAGGAAUAGGAAAGAUAACAGGAGCUGGGAUAGAUUCUGAUGCCGCAAAAAUUGUGCCAAAGAAUACAUUCCCUUGCAAAUUCCAUAAUGGUCGGGUGGCCAACAAGGUGUGGACGUGCUGCGAAAUGCACGUAUCAUCGAAGCCCUGCACCGGGGCUCAACAACACCAUCCUCGCUUGUAUGCUCCAGGAGAAAUAGAUCGUCUCUGGCAAUUUCACGCAACCCCUCCUAACUCAGGGAUGUCCCUGCGCCGUGCAGUCGCCAUCGAUUGCGAGAUGGGCAUAGCAGCAUCAGGGGACUCUGAAUUAAUCCGACUUACCCUCAUCGAUUACUUCUCGUCCUCUACGCUAAUUGAUAGCCUAGUCUAUCCAGCUGUGCCAAUGCAGGACUACCAAACACGUUUCUCGGGCGUCACAAGAAGGGACAUGGAAGUUGCACGGCGGCAAGGGAGGUGCAUCCUAGGUAGAGACAAUGCACGGAGAGCAGUAUGGCAGUAUGUUGGGCCAGGCACGUUUGUAGUAGGUCACUCUGCAAACAAUGACUUGGCUGCGUUACGCUGGAUACAUGAUGUUGUGGUGGAUACCUAUCUGAUUGAAGGAAAGGCUCUCGCGAUAAAGAAGAAGAGUGAGGAAAAAGGUAACCAGGGAGAGGGCGGACCCGAUCACCAUACCAUGGAGAAUCCUGUGAAGCAACGAGAUGAUAAGGAUAUCGGUACUGAUGGGAAGCCAGCACACAAGGGUAAUACAGUGGUAGCGGCAUCAGAAGCACUCGAGAAAUUAUCCCUAUCACCACCACCCCUGAAGUCCAUUAUGGCCAGCGAAGCUAAACAAUCACAACUGCAGCAAGGAGAGAAGAAGAAAGGUCCCAAGGAACCCGGUAUGCUCUCUCUCAAGAGACUAUCUCUGACGCGGCUCGGUCGAGAAAUCCAAACUGCGCGGAAAAAAGGGCACGAUAGCUUUGAAGACGCGCUCGCAGCUAGGGAUUUGGUGCAUUGGUGGGUUGUUCAGGAUUAA